This is a messenger RNA of Leguminivora glycinivorella, 5963 nucleotides long. RefSeq lists its product as uncharacterized. The transcript is spliced from 26 exons. Lineage: Eukaryota; Metazoa; Arthropoda; Insecta; Lepidoptera; Tortricidae. The record is from RefSeq and is a predicted model, not a curated record. The coding region runs from base 361 to 4722 and encodes 1453 amino acids.
AAUAAACUUUAGUGUGUGGUUCUGUUGUUGUUCUGCCAAGUGUAUUGGAAUUUACCACGUAGGUUCAAACGGGUUUCGGUCCCAUCGACUGGAUAUUUUGUAACUUGCAUAAUUUUCUGAUUGUUUACCUGCAUUAGGAACUGGUCUAGUGAGUUAUAAUUUACAUAUUUGUUCGUGCCUUAUUGGAUUCCAAUUGGAAAGAGAGUUCAUAUCGACACGUGACAUUCAUAACAACAUACGCUUCAACGAAACCAAAAAUCGACCAAAAUGACGUAAAAUCCAAGUGACGUGAAAAAAAUCACAACUACAACCAAGUGUAAACAAAAAUGAGUGACGUGUAGUGUAGUGCAGAAAUUAAAAAUGGCGUCGUUAGUGACAUUGGUAGUGUUGUGUGGUGUGGGGAGUGCGUGGGGGCACGUGGCGCUGACGUUCCCGCCGGCGAGGAGGUUUGAUUUGGACUUCUUGGACAACACGAGGACGAAGCCGCCAUGUGGGAUGCCGAAAGGGUCUUUGAAGACUUCAUUCCUCGCGGGUUCAAACUUUACAGUACAUUGGCACUUGGCUUACGCGCAUAGAGGAGGAUUCAGUUUACGAAUUUUGGACUACCUCGAGAGGCCAGUGUUAGACUUGACUCCAAGAGCUGGUGGAUCCGAGUGGGUUAGAGACGAUGUUACGGCCCAGAAAUACGAAGUGCGACUACCGAGCGACUUCACCUGCGAAAACUGCACGCUACAACUGCAACGGGAAGCGGGGGAGUGGGGGAGCGGUUACCGCUUCUGGUCCUGUGCUGAUAUUGACAUCUUAGCACGCAAGGACUACCACGAGACCUGUUCCGGCCACGGUUUUCACAUCCUCGGUCGCUGCAAAUGCAACAAGAUGUACUCCGGCAGCCGCUGUCAGUUCAGCGACGAAUGUGCUGAAGAUACAGACUGCGGGCUGAGAGGGCAGUGUGUUGAUGUGAGGGCUACCGAGUCGCCUAGCAAGAUGUGCUAUUGCCCUCAUGGGUUCUACGGCAAAGGGUGUAAUAAGAAGUCCCCCUGGAAGGACAAGGCCCUGAACUUCGACCUGUACAGCCGUCGCGAGUUGUCUCCAGACUUCAACUUAUACUGGCGGGUGGUUCAGCAUGAGCAGGAGUUGGAGGUCGUCAUGGUCGUCAACGGGACUUCUUAUGCUGGAAUCGGUUGGAGGCCAAGCGGAUUGACAAAGGAAUGCAAAAAUUUCCCCGUCAUAGGCACCCCGCUAGUUGACAAGACAAGCACACCGAAACCUGAACCAUUACCCAAACCAGAGCCGGAAGCGGAACCCUCCGCGUCCCCAGAACCCAGUCCGGAACCGAAAUCGGAACCCGAACCGACUCCGGAACCCAAAGCGGAACCCGAACCGAGUCCGGAACCCAAAGCCGAGCCCGAGCCGUCCGCGGAACCCGAGCCGGAACCCACUUCUGAGCCGGAACCCGAAGCGACGACCAAGUUGUCGGAGUAUGACAACAGGAAUAAGAGAGUGGCUAUGCAUUCCUUGGAUGGCAUUGACUUUAAGAAUUUGGGAAACGAUGUUCAAGUGAAGACUAGUGUGUCUUACAAGGUGUCAAGUUCUAAAGGUCGUAGAAAACGAGCCGCCGCGAAUGAGAAUGUGGAAACCUCAACCCAUGAUAGCCAUGCCAACCAUGACCAUUCCGUGCCAUCCUCUGAACCCAAACCGUUACCUAAAGCUAGAACUAAGUUCAUCCCUAAAUCUAAACGAACCACCACUGUUACAACCCCAGUACCUACCACACCGGUGGCUACUGAGCCACCCACCCCAGAACCUACAGUAGAACCUACUUCUGAACCAGAGCCGACUGCUGAACCUAAAUCUGAACCUACUCCUGAACCUAAUGCUAUCCCUGAGCCUACCGCUGAGCCUAAAGCAGAACCUGAACCGGAACCCACAGCUGAACCUAAAGCUGAACCGGAACCCGAACCCACAUCCGAACCUACCGCUGAACCUACCGCUGAACCUAUCGCUGAACCUAAGGCAUCUAAACCAAAAGAGCGUGUACCUAGUCCUAAAACAUCGUCAAAGCUUAAAGCUAAGUCGAAAGCUAGUCCAGAACCAACUCCAGAGCCAAAAUCAGAACCCCAACCCACUCCGGAACCCAAGUCGGAACCUGAACCGACUCCGGAACCUAAGGCGGAACCGGAGCCUUCUCCUGAACCUAAAUCCGAACCCGAGCCGUCCCCAGAACCUAAGUUAGAACCCGAGCCAUCCCCAGAACCAAAAUCAGAACCAGAACCCUCUCCUGAACCUAAAUCAGAACCCGAACCCUCUCCUGAACCUAAAUCAAAACCUGAACCCUCUCCAGAACCCAAAUCGGAACCUGAACCAUCUCCAGAACCCAAAUCGGAACCUGAACCGUCUCCGGAACCUAAAUCAGAACCCGAACCUUCUCCUGAACCAAAGUCGGAACCCGAACCCUCACCAGAACCCAAAUCGGAACCUGAACCUUCCCCAGAACCAAAAUCGGAACCCGAGCCUUCUCCAGAACCCAAAUCUGAGCCUGAACCAUCUCCGGAACCUAAGUCAGAACCCGAACCCACCCUUGAACCCAAAGCGGAACCAGAACGCGCGACUUUGCUAGUGAAAGGACUUAAAGAAGAAACAGGUUACUUCCCCGCUCACGAGUACGUGCCUGGCUACGACUUCAACCCCAUGGACUGCACGGAUAUUGUUAUCGGCACGGCGCGCGGCAACUACCACAGAGUUCUGGACUAUUACACUAGAGACAGGUCGACUCCACGCGUGGAUACGUUCUGGGGAGGACACGAUGAUAUCACGGCGUCUUCUGGCUUUGAGGAAAAUGGCGUCACCACCAUCAUGUUCAGGAAGAAGAUUCAGGCUAAAGAACCCACGGACCACUCGAUCGUCGACGACGCAAUGCACGUAAUCUGGGCGCGUGGGCAAGAGCCCGGCAAAUACAGACAUUCACCGCCUUCCGGGAUAGAGCAAGGACCUGCUGCUGUCAAGGACUUCUACAGACAAGAUGAACUGAAGUACCACGGUCAUGGUGGGCAGAGAGGCGUUACUAAACUCAACUUCUUCGAAGAGACGAAAUCCGCUGCUCUGGGUGGCAUCCUGCCACUAGCGAACAAAUGCGGCGGCUACUUCAAGCUGCCAGCCGACUGUUCCCUCGCUAACGGUUCCUGCGACUAUCACGCUAGUUGGGAGUACCUCGGACAGAAGAGAGGAAAGGACUCCGUCAAGUUCACUAUUGUUACUAAGGAGAGCAAGUUGUGGACGGGUAUAGGCUUCAGUAAUGAUAAAAGAAUGUCUCAGACGGAUGCUAUCAUCGGUUGGGUGGAUCCCCGUUCCUCGCGCCCCUUCAUCAUGGAUACUUGGGUAUCCGGAUAUGCUGCCCCCAGGGUCGACGCACAACAGGACAUCAGCAAGGAGUACGGAAGUCUUGUUGAUGGAGUGACAACCCUCAGCUUUGUCAGGAAGCGGGACACUAAGGAUUCUAAGGACUUGGCGUUUACGGACAGUCAGUGCCUGUACAUGAUGUUCAUUCCUCACGGCGGCGGCUUCGAUCCCGUCAACAAGCGGACGAGCAAGCACGCGCAAACCCCUAUUGUCUCCGAGAACAGAGUCUGCAUCAAGCCUUGUGGACCAGAACCAGCAGAAGACGAAAUAGCCACCGAAGCCAUCAUCCCCGGCCAAACGGCGUACACCAUGCUGAUCCGAAUAACUGGCCUCGCUGAUAACUUCAAGCCACCAGCAGAAGGGUCUCAAGAAUUCGCUGAACUGAAGAGACAAGUCGAGGAUAGUCUUAUCCGAGAGGUGUCAAAGAAUAAGGGAUACCAGGGGCUGCAGCUGAAUGGUUUUAUGCAAAACGAGACCAAAGCCAUAAUCGCCGAGCUAACUCUCAAGUCAAUCGAGUCCAACGCGAUCGAAGGCUCUAGCGCUCGCUCGCUCGGCGCUGCGCCUCGCAACGAGAGUGACAAGGACGGCGAUAGACGGCGGUGGGAGCGGGCGGUGAAGGAAACACUGGCGCUGGGGAAGGUUGGGAACCUUAAUGUGGACCCGGAGUUCUUGGUGCUGGUGCCGCAGAGCUUACUAUCAACCCAGUCCAUCCCUGAGGACGAAAGCAGCAACGCUCGUUCAUUCUUCGGCCUCGCCGAGACCAAACUAUACGUGGUCGUGGGCUGUGUAGUAGCGCUUGUACUAGUAGCGUUACUACAGGCUGGGUGCACCUUGUAUAAGAGCAGCAGUGGGAAGAGGAAAGAACAACUGAUCCCUAACGCAGCCUGGAAGGACUAUUCCACCGCCAACACUAACUACGCGUUUGAGCCGUUCGAGAACGACGACAAAUACAACAGUACGACGUCCACUGCGCCUCUCCGGGAGAGGCCGACGUCCGCGCCGCCGCGGCCCGCCAACCCGCCGCCGCCGCGGCCAGGAAGCAACAACAAAAUGGCCCCCAACGGCAAGAACGGCAAAAUGGCGGCCAACGGCAACGGAAACAAGAUGGCGGCCAACGGGAACGGCAAGAUGGCGCCCAAGCACCCGAACAGCGCCGCGCAGUACUACCACGAGACGCGCUCGCUGCAGCGACCAAGGCCGCCACAACCGCAAUACGGGUACUCGACGCGCCCCGACCGCGCCACGUACUCGCUCCCGCGCGGGCGCGACAUGGCGCAGCCCGACUUCUACUUCAUGCCCUCGCAGCGCAAGUACGAAGAUUUUUGACGGAGAUGACGGGCGAUAAUUUCUAGUUACCAAUAAUUCUUUUGCACCGAACAUUUUAUGUACAUUUUAAGAUUUUUAAGACAUUCCCACUUUAUUUUAUUACUCCCAAACCAGAUCUAGUCUCGCGUCACAGUUUUAAUAUAAGUUAUUUUAUUCACCUCUUUAUUCUUAAGACAUGUUGUAUGUAAAUAAUUGCUGUAUAUUGCAAUAUAUAUCUAUUAUAUGGAGCAAGUGGCGGGUUCUUUAAAUAUAAUUAAUUUUAACGUGAAUGUACCUUCAAUUAAUAGUUAUAUUUAAAUAUUUUUAUUAUAUUAUUUCCUAUGAAAAUAUUGAAUUAUUCUGGACUGUUUUGCUGAUUUUAAAUAAGGAUUUCGAUUAAAUGUUCUAUAUAAUAAUCAUAAUCUGUAUUGUAUUGUUCAUAAUAUUACAUAAUAAUGGUUGAAAAACUCACGGAAGUAGCUAGAAAUUAAAGAUACUGUUGAAUUUCAACUUUCAUUAGACUCAAAAGCAAUAGAGACAGGUUUUUGAAUCCAUUUAUACAAAUGUACCCGUUUUUACAACUUAUGAGUUUUGGAAGUUUUAAGAAAUUAUAAAAUUUAUAUGACGUGACGGUAUCGUUACAAUUUUGUGAUUGUGUCAUUUUAUUUUUAUUUUUGGGAGUUCACAGAUUAUAAGCCUAAGGAUAAAUGGUUCAAUUAUUAUAGGCAAUUCAAAUAUGUACUUAAAAAUAUGAAUAUGUUAAGUAUUUUUUGAUAAGAUUUUUUUAAGUGUUGUACAUAUAGCGUUAAAAAUAAUAUUUUUUAAAGAAUAAAUUAACAAAUAUAAAUAUAAACUAGAUAAGUAUUUUUACAAAGAGAUUCUAGAUUAGUAAUCACAAAUAAAUUAAAACUUUGCUCACAUUUGUUACAAAAUCUAUUAUAAUUUUAGUUGUUUAUAAAUUAUAAUUGUUUAUAAAGCUUUAUUCACACUUUAGAACUAAUAAAAAGAAUAUUAUGAAAUAAAUGUACUCUGAACUACGCUCAGAAUUUUGAACAAUUUUUUUUAUUUACAAUUUUAUGUAAAAAAUUGUAAAUUUACAAUUUAUUACGCCAUUAUUUAACAAAUGAAUCAUACUUGUUGAAUCUCUACUUUGACUAUGUUAAUCUUUGGGUCGAAUAACGUGUUAAACGUAUUUUGGUUCACAAUGUUUAAAGAUUUCUGGACCUAAGAUUAUAACAUUGAAAUAAACCCGUUGUCAAUAG